AUGCUUCCGCCCGGUCCCGCCCCAAGCAAAACCCACCCCGCCGCCGCCGCCGCCCUGAUCCGGCAGUCGGUCGCGCUUGAACAGCACGCCGACCUCCAGCCUGGCCCGCGCCACUCAACGCGCUCGCUGCUCUCCACCGACCUUACUCAUGUCGUCGAGAACGGGCGAACCUACCCGAACGACACCUACUACAUGCCGUGCGACGGGCUCGAGCAGACGCGCCUCGAGAUCCUGCACCGCCUCUACCUGACCGCCCUCGACGGUGCCCUCACCACCGCCCCUCUCUCGCCCGGCAUCCAGCGCGUGCUCGAUGUCGGCACCGGCCCGGGCGAAUGGGCUUCUCAGAUGGCCGAGCAGUUUCCCGACGCCGAGAUCGUCGCCGUCGAUCUGGCCGUAUGGGAGCUGCCUGCCCGCGAAGCCGCCGUCGACUCGGACGAAGACGACUCGUCCUGCGACGACAUCGACCCCAAGGCCAAUGUCAUCUGGGAGAUUGACGACCUGGAGCCCUACUCCGAGAGCAGCCGAACCCACAGUCCCGUGAACCCCUCUUCGACGCCGGCGCUGGAAGCGCAGCUCGCCUCAGUCACGGCCGACGUCGAAGGGCUCACCAUCGACCACGACCAGGGCUACGCCAGCGGCAGCACCACGGCCGAGGGCGGCGCCGACGACGACCACAUCAACGGUGAUACCAACAAGACGCCGGCAUCGCCGCCAUCAUCAUCCCAAAAACCCCACCACCCCCAACUACUAGGCGCCGAGCUGACCGUCGACGACGGCUGGAACUUCUCCGAGCCCUUCGACUUCGUCCACGUGCGCGACCUCAAAGGCGCCUUCCGCGACUGGCGCGCCGUCUACCGCGAAGCCUUCACCAGCCUCGCGCCGGGCGGCCUGCUCGAGGUCGUCGAGGUCAUGCCCGACCUGUCCACCAUCUCGCCCCCCAGCCCUUCCUCACCCUGCACCACUUCGGCCAACAAGAAAAAAUCAAAACGCUCACCCGCCGCCGCCGCCUCCUGCUCAUCCUCCACCACCUCCGCCUCGGCCGUCCGCACCCUCGUCGACGCCACCGUCGCCGCCGCCGCCGCGUCCGGCCGCCCCCUCUCCCUCGACCACAUCCUGCCCGAGUCGCGCCUCCUCGAAGACGCCGGCUUCUGCGACGUGCGCCGCCGCUGCGUCGACGUGCCCAUGGGGCCUCACGGCAUCAUCAGCUCCGGCUCGUCCGGCAUUCAUCAUCACGACGACGACCACCACCACCACUCGCGCCUCGCGUCGCUGGGCAAGAUGUGGCUCGUCGUGUGCGCCGAAGGGCUCGAGGCCAGCUGCUUAAGGUUGCUGACGCGUCAUGCGGGGUGGACGCCGGAGCGGGUGCGGGCGAUGGUGAAGGAGGCGCGGAGGGAGAUUUUGGAGGGGAGGUGCGGGGGCGUGGUGACGAAGGCGUGGUUCGUGACGGCGAGGAAGAAGGGGGGUGCUGGGGUGGGGGGGAAGAAGAAGAGGAGGAGGAGGAAGAGGAAUGGGGGAUGA
Molecule: messenger RNA, 1518 nt
Organism: Diplodia corticola
Lineage: Eukaryota; Fungi; Ascomycota; Dothideomycetes; Botryosphaeriales; Botryosphaeriaceae
Product: tam domain methyltransferase
Exons: 2
Coding region: 1-1518 (505 amino acids)
Molecular function (GO): methyltransferase activity
Source: RefSeq, a predicted model, not a curated record